GUGAGAGUAGAGGGGAGAGAAAGAGGGGAUCGGAUUGAAAACAGAUCAGCCUGAAGAUCUCCCACCGCAUGUCUAGAACAACUGUCGAUUAAAAUCGAGUCUUUCAGCGAAAACACGCAAUGCGCUUUCAUAUGAAAAAGCGCAAAAGGGAGUGAGAUAACUUUACUGCUUGAAGAUGAUGGAUUGUAAAAGUUAGAUGCGAGUAUAAAUGCGCUCCUCCGAAUUAAAUUAGUUAUCCAAGGGAUGCAGUGCCCGUAAUUUCUAGUAGCAUUUCAAACUUUUCUUGAAGUGCACCUCAAUGGAUUUUUUUCAAAGGGACAUAUCCUGUCCAAGCGGUUUUAAUUGAAAAAGUAGAGUUUCAGUACUAUAGUUCCCGGAUUCUUUGCGGAGAAUCAACGGACAAAGUGAACCAGAGUACGGGGUCUAAAUAUAUCAUUCAAGGUUGACUCUGCCUCCCUGCUGUCCACCAUGGAGACCUCUGCUCCGACAGCCACUGAGAAAAAGGAGCAUAAGGGAUCAGGUCUGGAUGGAAGCAGCUUCUCAGACCUGCCAAAGAAACCAUCUCCCACUACUGUGACCAGAGGUCCUCACCAUCUCUUCCCCACGUUUCACACACCGAUCCCAAUCGAUAUGCGUCACCACGAGGGGAGGUACCAUUACGAGCCACACCCCCUCCACGCCAUGCAUGGACAUCAUGGCCUAGCAGGCAGCCCGGUCAUCUCAGACGGCAUCUCUCUGAUCCGUCUGUCCCCCCACGCAGCAGGGACGGGGGAUUCCCCCUUCAGCCCACCUCACUCCUACGUCCACCCCCAGAUGGAGCACUACCUCCGUUCCAUGCACAGCAGCCCCACCCUCUCCAUGAUCUCUGCUGCCCGCGGACUCAGCCCUGCAGAAGUGACCCAUGAGCACCUGAAGGAACAUGGUCUGUUCAGCCUGCCCCCUCCACCUCCAGGUGCCAACCCUACAGAUUACUACCACCUCAUGGCCAGUGGCAGGAGCACUUACGGAGACCUCAUCAUGCAGACCGGGGCGGCCGCAGCAGCAGCAGCCGCAGCAGCACACCUGCCCGACUACAGCCCUGUGGACGUGUCCCGGUUCUCCAGCCCCAGACUGACCCCCAGGCUGAACAGAAAGCGAGCCCUGUCCAUCUCCCCUCUCUCAGACGCCAGCAUCGACCUGCAGACCAUGAUCCGUACCUCGCCCAACUCCCUCGUGGCCUACAUUAACAACUCACGCUCCAGCUCUGCAGCCAGCAGCUCCUACGGACACCUGUCAGUCAGCGGCAUCAGUCCGUCGUUCACCUUUCCCCACCCCAUCAACCCCAUGGCCUACCAGCAGCUGCUCAACCAGCAGAGAGGCCUGAGUGCGUUCGGCCAUACUCCUCCCCUUAUCCAGCCCUCGCCCUCCUUCGCUGCCCGCCAGCAUGCCCACGCCCUGGCAGCCUCCACCCUCAACACCACCCACAACACCUCCAGCUCUGAGUCCAACCAGAAUGCUGGUGGGGACCCGGCGGUGAGCAGCACAGUCAACCCCAUGAUCACCAAGAGGCACAAGGUCAAGACAGAAGCAGAAGGACCCCGGCCCAUAUCACCAUGCUUUCAGGAGCAUGUCCUGGACCUGAGUGAGGAGCUGGACAAAGAUGAGUGUAAGCAGGAGCCAGAGGCUGUCUACGAGACCAACUGUCACUGGGUCGGCUGCAGCAAGGAGUACGACACCCAGGACCAGCUUGUUCAUCAUAUCAACAAUGACCACAUCCAUGGGGAGAAGAAGGAAUUUGUGUGUCGCUGGGAUGAGUGCUCGCGGGAACAGAAGCCCUUCAAGGCUCAGUACAUGCUGGUGGUCCAUAUGAGGAGACACACUGGAGAGAAGCCACACAAAUGCACGUUUGAAGGAUGCUGUAAGGCCUACUCUCGCCUGGAGAACCUGAAGACCCAUCUGAGGUCUCACACAGGGGAGAAGCCUUACGUCUGUGAACACGAGGGCUGCAACAAAGCCUUCUCCAACGCCUCAGACAGAGCCAAGCACCAGAACAGAACUCACUCCAAUGAGAAACCCUACAUCUGUAAGAUCCCUGGGUGCACUAAGCGCUACACAGACCCCAGCUCUCUCAGGAAGCAUGUGAAGACGGUCCACGGACCUGAGGCCCACGUCACGAAGAAACAACGUGGCGAUGUGCCCCCCAGGGGUCCUCCUAAGGGGAAUGGAGAGAACGAGGCAAACGCCAAACAGAGUGGUAGAGGGAUGGAUGGAAAAAUGGUGGCCAACAGCACCAUUAGAGGAGCAGAGGACUGCCUGCAGGUCAAGUCAAUCAAGACUGAGAACUCAAUAACGUACCAAUCCAGCCCGGGCGGUCACUCGUCAUGUAGCAGUGAGCCGUCGCCACUUGGCAGUGCCCACAACAAUGACAGUGGAGUAGAGAUGGCCCUGCACAGUGGGGGCAGCUUUGGGGACCUGAGUGCACUGGAUGACCCUCCCAUGGUGGACUCCUCCACCCUCUCCCCCCGCAACUCGGUGGGGGUGGGUCUUGGGCUUCAUAAAGGGGGAGGAGUCACCAUCAAGCUGGAGAACAUCAAGAAGGAGAGGCUGAAGAAUGUGAGGGACUCUUGUCCCUGGGCCAACUCUGGUCCUCAGGCACCUCAGGUCCGAAACACCAAGCUGCCUCCCAUUCCUGCUGUUGGUUCCCUUCUGGAAAACUCUAAUAUGAUCGCUCCACCCGGGCCCUACCCUGGUCAGCGUCUUGGUGACCUGUCGUCAUGUGAGGUGACCAUGCUGAACCAGCUAAACGAACAGGGCCGCCGGGACAGCAACACCAGCACUGCCAGCUCAGCCUACAUCAGUCGGCGCUCCUCUGGCAUCUCCCCCUGCUACUCCAGCCGCCGCUCCUCCGAAGCCUCGCAGUUCAGCAACCGCCACAACAACAUCAGCUCAGCCGACUCCUACGACCCCAUCUCCACAGACCUGUCCCGUAGAUCCAGCGAGGCCAGCCAGUGUGGAGGUGGAAACCUCUCUAGUUUGCUCAGCCUCACCCCUGCCCAGCACUACCAUCUCAAGGCCAAGUAUGCUGCUGCAAUCGGGGGAGCUCCACCUACACCUCUGCCCAACAUGGAGCGUAUGAGCCUCAGGACCAGGAUGGCCCUGUAUGGUGACCACUCCCAAGAAAGAGAGAGCUUAUCCCACUGUCAACUGUUCCACCCACCUACCGCAGCAGUUCCCAGACGCUGCAGCGACAUCGGCUACAGUAGCUAUAGCAUGAUGCCCCACGAGGUCCCUGGGAACCUUCCCCGGCGAGCCAGCGACCCCGUCCGCAGACCUACCCUAGACCCACUGUCCCUUCCACGAGUCCAACGCUACAACAGCAUGAACAGUAUGAACCCCAACAGUGUGAUGCCUCCUCCCUCUGCCGACCGCCGGGGCCUGGCCAUGCAGAGCUACACGCGAUCCGACGGAAGCCUGCACCACCACCCCUUCGCCCCACGGCCCCCCAGCAUCUCAGAGAACGUGGUGAUGGAGACCAUGGCCGUGGACGGGCUGGACCAUGCAGGAGAUGAGGACAUGGUGCUGCCUGAUGAUGUCAUACAGUACCUCAGGUCUCAGAACACUGGCCCCGGCCAAUCAGCAGGCCCCGCCGACUACGCCAACAGCCAAUCACAAGGCGGAUUUCAGGUCCAGGGGAAUAUGACCUCCUCCCAACAGCAGUUCUAUGGGCAGAGGAGGAUGGCAAUGGUGGAUGCCAACAUGCCCCUGUCUGGGUCAGGCCAGGCUCCCCUACCCCCCUACCAGAUGAGCCCUGGGUCUGGCUCCCAGCAGCAGCAGUACCCAGCCUCUCACAGUAUGAACAACAAGAACAACAUGCCAGUCCAGUGGAACGAGGUCAGCUCAGGGACUGUGGAUGCUACAGCCACCUCCAGACUCACCAAGCAGAACCUCCUCAGAAACAACAACCUGGCCAUGGUCCAGCAGAGACAGAACUUUGGGCAUUUCCAGGGUAGAAUGGGUAGUAACAGUAACCAGCAGGUGAUGCCCAUGAACCAGAAUAUGGCGCUACAAGGCUACACCCAGAGAAGCAACUCCCAGUGGAUCAACUCUGUCCAACAGCAACAAAGGCAGCCAUGCAGCAUGAACUAUCCUGAGCAGAUGAGUCCCCAGCAAGGAUAUGGCCAAGAAAUCAUCCCUGUCCCUAACUCUGGAUCUGGGAAUGGCAGCCUACGACCCAACUUUAAUGGCAUGGCACUGCCCAACGGCAGGGUGAUGGCUACACACAACAAUCCUGAUACUCAGAUCUACAGGUCAAGGACUCAGGUUGAAAGCUAUGUCCCCCACAUGAUUCAGGUUGACCAGCAGAACUACAGUAUUUCUUCUCAGCAGCAAGACGUCAAUACUGGGAACAGAGUUGGGAUGCAGCCCAGGCCUCCCAUGGAGCCCAAGUCUAUGAGCAGUAGACAACACUCAGGGUCCAGAAGUAUGAUGCAGCAGAACCGUUUCCCUCAGUCUGACUUACAUCACAACACCAAUGAGGCCAGUCCAAAGAGGCCGGGUGGCACCGCAGCACAUACCGGCGGACAUAACAGAGACUCAAACUCCAAUGCUUCAAUGUUUUAUGCUGGCCAGAUCCAGAUGUUUGAACCCAAUAACAACCACAAUGUGAGCUUCAACUCCCCCAUGUCCCCCUUCAUGGGCCAGACUCCGGGAGGCACCACUGUUACCAUGGCAUCUCCAGGGGUCAACCAGGUCACCAGCACCGUUGACUCAUCCGGCUCCUCUGGAUCGAUCUCUGGCGUGGAGCAUGCCCAGAUCGACUUUGACGCCAUGUUGGAUGAUGGAGACCACUCCAGCCUGAUGUCAGGGACCCUCAGCCCCGGACUCCUCACCAGCCUGUCCCAGAAUUCCUCGAGGCUUACCACCCCCCGUAACUCUGUGACCCUGGCCUCUGUGCCAGCAGGAAUCGGUAAUAUGGCCAUCGGAGACAUGAGCUCCAUGUUGACCACCCUGGCUGAGGAGAGCAAGUUCCUCAACAUGAUGAGCUAAGGCCUUGGCUGUGUCACAAUAAUCUCUCCUUUCUCCCGAACUGUGCACUUGUUAACUUCCCUUCUUGGAUUUGAAAGAAAAUGUACAGAAACUCCCUCUAGCCUAGCCCAUGCCCCACCAAUCCAAUGCUUUUAAUUUUGUGGGGAGUAGGGAAAGAGUGCACACUUCGGAAGGAAAGAAAGAUUAUUGGGAUGCCCCAUUGUGUAUUCAGACCAUUUCAAUGAAAAAUGUACUAUAAAAGCACUGAUUAUAUGUAACAAUACCUUAUGGAAAUAGUUACUCUUCAGGAGCAUGUCGAUCUCCGCUGGCCUGUAUAGAGACUUCGCUUAUCCAGUAAUAUGUCAUAUUUGCUCAAGUACAUUUUAAGUAGUGUUUGUGUUGAGAAAGUAAGUAUAGUAAAGACAUAAGGAACAUUUUAAAGACAUAAGGAGCAUUAUCACUGUUUUGAAAAGCCAUACUUUGUAUCUACGAAUAAGAAUAGACCAGGGUAUAAAAAUACAUCAGCAAAUAUGUGUCCAUUGCUCCGUAUUUGUUGAUGUUUGUUACUCUUUAAAAAGCAGUGCACUGAAAGCAGUUCACGAAGUGCCUUGCUAAAUAGAUCAUGUUUGAGGAAUAUGUGAAUUCAUGAAACAUACAUACAUGUAACGAUGUUGCCAGGUAAAAAGGCAUAUGGAAAUAUUAGAAUAAUUUUCUCAUUACGACCUUUGAUCAUGUUUAUAGAUAUACUGUAUGGUACGUGCUUUAAAUUAUGUUAAAGAGACUUGAUUAUUGCAAGCUAAGUACAAUAUGAUGCAACUAUAGAACAUUGUGAUGCUACAUUGUUAACAUCCAUCCAUGUAUAGAGGAGCUUGCAGUGGAACAGAAUCCCAUGCAAAGCUAGAGACGGUUUUCGUGGACCCAGAUUAAGCCUAAUGAAGGACUAAAAAACAUGCUGAGUGGAGAUUCUCAAUUGAAAGUGAUUUUUAGUCCAGGACUAUACUUAAUCUGUGUAUGUGAAACCAGCCCCUAGUGUGCAGGAGAUGGCCACUUGUCAUACUGUAUAAAAUAUCUUCCAAGUGCCCUCCAGAAGCUGUACAGUAACCCUCUAAGGACCCUCCUCUUUGUGAGACUGACUGUAUGAUAAAAAAAAGGACAGAGAUCUGCCUCAGUGUAAAUCAGUCUGUGGAGACACGCUAACCUGGACUCAGGGGUAGACGUAGCAUAGUACAUUUAAAUACGGGACACUCCUAUUAGUAUGAUAUGUUACGUUUCGUAUGUUAUGUAUUAAUUUGUGGAUGCCCAUCAUCCAUUUCGGAUGGUAUGUUAUGAAUUGCAAUUCUUACAAUAUUUAACGAAUUGCAAUUCGUUCAAUAUGUUACUAAUUUGCAAAACAUAUGAUAUGUUACAAAUUCCAAUUUGUUGGGCUUAGCUAGGUGGUAAGGUGGCUAAUGCUAACAUUAGCUGGGUGGCCAAUGUUAGCUAGACUAGGGGUUAAGGUUAGCAGUUGGAUUAAAGGAUUAGGAUUAGGGGAAGGUUUAGCUAACAUGCUAAGUAGUUGCAAAGUAGCUAAAAGUAGUAGGUAGUUGCAAAGUUGCCAAAAUGCUAAAGUUGUGAGAUUCGAACACUCAACCUUUAGGUUUCUAAACGUUUGUGUUAUAUGCCUACCCAUCCACCCUGACCAAACACCCUACUUCAAUUUUUGCCUUAAGUAACCUUCUCUCUUAUGUAACCAAUCCAAACUAAACAUAUCCUAAUUUGAGUAUCCCUGAUUUACAUUUACUAUGUUACGUCUAGUCUAUUAGACCAGGCUGUACACACAAACCCUGUGCCUGUCUAGGAUGUAUCAGAUCUCUGAAGGAAUAUGCUAGUACUCCAUGUGUACUCGGUGGACAUGAUUACACACUAAUUUGUGGAUUCAUUACCCCUCCCUACUUACUGAGCUAGACAUGGACUAUAUGGAGAAUCAAAUAAGGGAUGAAUUACUUUGAUUACAAAUCAUAUCAAGAACAAUGAAACACCGCAACCUCCUCAGUUUUUAUUUUAGUUUGCUUGCUGGAAUUAAAGUAGCCUUAACGUAUGUACAGGUAUGCUGCCCAUCCAUUUUACUAUGCUGUGUGUGUGUGUGUGUGUGUGUGUGUGUGUGUGUGUGUGUGUGUGUGUGUGUGUGUGUGUGUGUGUGUGUGUUGUAUAUAGCUUUUGUACAUUUCAAAUACAGUAUCUCAGUUUUUUCUGUUUCAACCAAA
Molecule: messenger RNA, 7247 nt
Organism: Salmo salar (Atlantic salmon)
Lineage: Eukaryota; Metazoa; Chordata; Actinopteri; Salmoniformes; Salmonidae
Product: zinc finger protein GLI2
Biological process (GO): smoothened signaling pathway; regulation of transcription by RNA polymerase II
Cellular component (GO): nucleus
Molecular function (GO): DNA-binding transcription factor activity, RNA polymerase II-specific; RNA polymerase II cis-regulatory region sequence-specific DNA binding
Source: RefSeq, a predicted model, not a curated record